AUGUCAUCAUUAACACGUUUAACUUUGUCAACAUCAUCAACAUUAUGCCGUCUUGGUCAGUUAUUGGCCAGUCGACAAAUAAUAUUUCAACAACAAUUACCAAUAUUAACAUCGGCUAAUGCUUUAAUGAUACCAUCUCAUCGUACAAUAGCCACAUCGGCUAUUCGUCGUGAUAUUGAUUCAGCUGCUAAAUAUAUUGGAGCUGGUGCAGCAACUGUUGGUGUAGCCGGUGCUGGUGCAGGUAUUGGAACUGUAUUUGGUUCAUUAGUAGUAGCUUAUGCACGUAAUCCUAGUUUAAAACAACAACUUUUUUCAUAUGCUAUUCUUGGUUUUGCUCUCUCUGAAGCUAUGGGACUAUUUUGUCUUAUGAUGGCCUUUAUGCUUCUAUUUGCUUUCUAA
This is a messenger RNA of Rotaria sordida, 399 nucleotides long. The record is from the annotation of a GenBank genome assembly. NCBI's taxonomy places the organism in Eukaryota, Metazoa, Rotifera, Eurotatoria, Philodinida, Philodinidae.